CUCAUACCACUUCCAGAGAACAACUUAAAAGGAAGCAAACAAAGAAAAUGCCGUCAGAAACUGGAGAAGGACGUCGGCGGCCGGCGGAGGGGCUGGCGGAGGAGGAGGCGGCGGUGGAGCGGGGGAGGGAGCGGUGCCCCCGGUGCAACUCCCGGGACACCAAGUUCUGCUACUACAACAACUACAACACCUCCCAGCCCCGCCACUUCUGCCGCUCCUGCCGCCGCUACUGGACCCUCGGCGGUUCACUUCGCAACGUCCCCAUCGGCGGCUCCUCCCGCAAGCGUCUCCGACCCUCCCCUGCCGCCGCCGUCGCCGUCGCCGUCACCUCAGCCGCCGCCGCCGCCGCAGUCCGUUCCCUCCGCCCUCUCUCGUCUCUCGCCUCGCCAGCGCCUUCCUUGGACCUCCCUGCCACCACCUCGGCCCCCUCUGCCUUCGGCUCGUUCCUUCCCGGCCCGGUCUCGGCCGGGUUCUUGGCGCUCGGUGAGCCGUUCCUGGGGCGCCGGACCGGGUUCGAGCUCGGGCUCGGGCUGGGGCUCCGAUCUGGACCUGCGGCGUCGCCGUCCAUCGAGGAGCUGGGCUUCGGGCUGGGGACCACGCUGCUGUGGCCCACCGCGCUGCUGGACGAGGAGGGGGUCAUCGGCGGCGGGGACGCGUGGAGGGUGGGGAGUGGUGGAACGGACUGCUUCGCUGCUCCGGCACCGGCUGCCGUUUGGCCGGAUCUCGCCAUUGCCGCGGCGCCCGCCGAGGGGAGCGGCAGAGCUGGAGGCGACUUGCGUUAGAGUGGCAUCGUCGUGAAUAUUUCGGAUUUGGGGGGCCUUUCCGGUUUUUGUGCCCCCUUGGGGUGGCCCACGUUUGCUUCUGAUUGGUGCCUCAGGUGUACCGAAACGUUAGAAGCCCAGUUCCUCUGUUAUUUUUGUAAUCAAACGUUAGAAGCCUUUUCUUCGAAAAAAAGAAAAAAAAAUGUUUUU
Molecule: messenger RNA, 971 nt
Organism: Phoenix dactylifera (date palm)
Lineage: Eukaryota; Viridiplantae; Streptophyta; Magnoliopsida; Arecales; Arecaceae
Biological process (GO): regulation of DNA-templated transcription
Molecular function (GO): DNA-binding transcription factor activity; DNA binding
Source: RefSeq, a predicted model, not a curated record